Nelumbo nucifera (sacred lotus) is the source of this 1361-nucleotide messenger RNA. It is a transcript of the gene HCF208, whose product is annotated as chaperone (DUF2930). Gene Ontology annotation, biological process: cytochrome b6f complex assembly. The record is from RefSeq and is a predicted model, not a curated record. Lineage: Eukaryota; Viridiplantae; Streptophyta; Magnoliopsida; Proteales; Nelumbonaceae.
AAAUUUUUAUAUCUUUCCCUCAACUUUCUAUUCACUUAUUUUCCAUCAAACCAAACAUAGGCUUGGCCCUUGGGCUUGUGAGCUGCAAUUCAACGGUGUCUAUCAAUCAGUUUGAAGGAAAUGGGAAGUUUAUCGAUUAAUACUAUAGUUGAGUUCAGAUUGCAGCUUCGAUUUCAGGCCGAUAAACGGCAUUCCUCUUAUCUUUUUACGUCGCGACGCCCUUCUUGCUUUUCCGGGAUUAUUGCCGGUAUUCGUAACAGACUAAGAAGAAGGAGAAACACAAGAGUUUCAGCUCGUGUCGACAAUUCUGGAGAAUCAAAACAGCAACAGCAGCAGCUCAACCUCUCGGUUCUUCGCUUUACGUUUGGUAUUCCUGGAUUGGACGAAUCUUACUUACCCAGAUGGAUUGGAUACGCUUUCGGUUCGCUGCUGCUCUUGAACCACUUCGUCGGUUCGAAUUCAUCCACUACUCCAGCACAGCUUCGAUCAGAGGUUCUGGGUCUUUCGUUGUCGGCUUUCUCAAUUACUCUUCCCUACCUUGGAAAAUUUCUCAAGGGUGCAAAUCUUGUGGAUCAAUCUACUCUGCCUGAGGGGAACAAGCAAAUAUUUAUAAUGUCAGAAAAUCUCUCUGAUACCAUGAAGGAGGAUUUGGCUUGGGGAACAUAUGUUUUGUUGCGAAAUACAAACACCAUAUCAGUGCUUAUAUCAGUUGGGGAUGUGCUGUGUAUACGUGGCUAUUGGAGUACACCUGAGGAUGCAACAAAAACCCACAUGCUUGAUUGGUUUGGAAGACAGGUUCAGCAAAUUGGUCUUUCUGAUCUGAAGGAUACACUUUAUUUCCCUCAGAGACCAGAUUCUGGGGUUUGGGAGAUGCUCCCCAAGGGAAUUCGUUCUUUUUUGGUCCAACCUGUGCUAAGAGCUUGUAAAUUAGGUGGCAAUGGAACAGAAAAAACAAUACAAGGUUUCAUUCUAUUGGCUUCCAGCAUGAGUUAUGCAUACAACAACAGAGACAGGGACUGGAUAGGAGCUGUUGCGAACAAAUUUAGAGGCAGUGCAUGUAUAGAUUUGUAAUGAAUUUACUCACCUUUAUUCUGUUGUAAUUGUUCUAGGUAUUCCAAUGGCUUAAGAAGAAAUGCCCCUUUUAUUGUGGGCCUUCUUUUUGUUUUUUUUUGGAUUCAGUGUGAUAGCUGUGAAAGAGUUGUCCUUUUCCUUCCACCUGAUUCCAGAAAAAGGCAGUUUAUGUCCUUGAUUAUUUAAAGCCACAAAAUAACUUUUGAAUUUUCAAACUGAAUGGUUGUUUUCACUCUUAGAUGCACCAAUUCAUUGACUAGCCCUCUGGCAUGAGGGUUAGAUUGAUAUUU